UAUCAUCAGGCGAGAUAGUGGUUCUUUUUCUCGAGUUGUGGGAGAAUUAAUCAAUUACCUCAGUGGGUGAGUUUAUUUUUUCACUCAAUAUUGAAUAAGAAUUGAAUUAAACAGGCUUUAUUCUCGCUUGCCGUCCGUUUCGCUCUCCUUAUGUUUCCCCAAGACGUCCGUUCCUCCGCUCUGCCUCUCAUUCAUCCGGCAGAGGAGAGCAGCCCGCGUCCGAGGAUACAAUGAAGCAGUGUGUCCUUGUCCGACACAAUGCAGCAAGAUGCUACGAAGGGACGACACUGUUUCUCACAAGAUCAGGGACGGUUUUGCUCGAUUGCAGAGAGAGAGACCAGCUAAAGAAUGAAGCUUUAGCCUCUGCAUGACAAGCUAUGACCAACACACAGACUUGACUCUAGACGUCCAGUUACAAAGCCCGGACUUAAGAAUGAAGACCAAAUAUGCAAUUGUCUUCAUCUUUAUCGUGGCCUUGGUCAUCAUCGAAAAAGAAAGCAACAUCUUGUCAAGGGUCUCUGAUAAGCUGAUCCAGAGGCAGGUUCCGCAGCAGACCCCACAGUCUCCACUUGAUUUCAGCAACACAACAAAAAAUGGCUCCCUGAUGAUGCUCAAAAUGCUGCUCUCUAAAGUCUCCGGUACAAAAGGGAAUUACUCGGAUCUCUCUGAGGAGCAAGAGGAGGAAGAACUAGAUGAUUUAGGCAUGUACAGCUACAAUGGUGGGCGUAAGCACAUAUUACUCUUGGCUACCACACGAACAGGUUCCUCAUUUGUGGGGGAAUUUUUCAACCAGCAUGGGGAGAACAUGUUCUAUCUGUUCGAGCCUUUGUGGCAUGUCGAGCGCAUGCUAACCAUGGCCUCAGAGGCAAACAACGGGACAGUGUUGGCAGGAAUCUACCGGGAUGUACUGCAGGGGCUUUUCCUGUGUGAUUUCUCUCCCCUUGAGAAGUUCAUCGCUCCCCCACCUCAGGACCACAUCACCCCAGCUCUUUUUCGCAGAGAGUCUAGUUUGUCGCUUUGUGAAGAAUCUGUCUGCAGUCCGGUAAUCAAAGAUGUUUUUGAAAGGUAUCACUGCAAGACUCGUCGCUGUGGCCCGCUGAACUUGACCCUUGCAUCUCAGUCCUGCCUUUCCAAGCAACACCACGCCAUUAAGACUGUUCGAGUGCGCCAGCUGGACUCAUUGCAGCCUUUGGUGCAGGAUCUUCGCCUGGACAUAAGAGUGAUCCAGCUAGUUCGAGAUCCACGGGCCAUUUUGGCAUCCCGCAUGGUGGCUUUCUCUUCAAAAUACCAAACGUGGAAGACCUGGGCGCAGGACGGCCAGGUGCCCGAAGAUGACGAGGAAGUGAAGAGGCUUAAAGGAAACUGUGACCAGAUUAGGAUGUCUGCAGAGGUGGGACUGAGCCAGCCUCGCUGGCUGAGGAGACGCUACAUGUUGGUGCGUUAUGAGGAUAUUGCCCGCUACCCCAUGCAGAAGGCCGAGGAGAUGUACAGGUUCACGGGGAUACCCUUUAGUUCCCAAGCUAGGGAGUGGAUCCUGAGGAACACCCAGACCACACAGGGAGCUAGCGGGAUUUACUCCACGCAGAAGAACUCAUCAGAGCAGGCAGAGAAAUGGAGAUUUAGCAUUCCCUUCACACUUGCUCAGGCUGUGCAGAGAGUGUGUGGACCUACCAUGAAGCUGUUUGGAUACAGAUUUGUGGAUAAUGAAAAUACACUGAUCAAUAAGUCCAUCAGUUUGCUUGAAGAAAAACUAUUUUCUUAAUUAAGAGGUCAUAAAUGUGAAUCUGCAAAACGCUGCAUGCCAUGGAUUGGAGCCAAGAGAAGCCAUUAUUGCA
Messenger RNA from Centropristis striata (black sea bass), 1835 nucleotides. RefSeq names its product carbohydrate (chondroitin 6) sulfotransferase 3a (gene chst3a). Gene Ontology annotation, biological process: N-acetylglucosamine metabolic process; carbohydrate metabolic process. The record is from RefSeq and is a predicted model, not a curated record. NCBI's taxonomy places the organism in Eukaryota, Metazoa, Chordata, Actinopteri, Perciformes, Serranidae. The transcript is spliced from 4 exons. Gene Ontology annotation, molecular function: N-acetylglucosamine 6-O-sulfotransferase activity; chondroitin 6-sulfotransferase activity. Bases 368 to 1762 code for a protein of 464 amino acids. Gene Ontology annotation, cellular component: Golgi membrane.